This is a messenger RNA of Neoarius graeffei (lesser salmon catfish), 3189 nucleotides long. Its product is annotated as P2Y purinoceptor 1. Bases 645 to 1583 code for a protein of 312 amino acids. Gene Ontology annotation, cellular component: membrane. The record is from RefSeq and is a predicted model, not a curated record. NCBI's taxonomy places the organism in Eukaryota, Metazoa, Chordata, Actinopteri, Siluriformes, Ariidae. Gene Ontology annotation, biological process: G protein-coupled receptor signaling pathway. The transcript is spliced from 2 exons. Gene Ontology annotation, molecular function: neuropeptide receptor activity.
AACAAUGAUUAUAAAUAACUUGCUUCUAUCAUUAAUGUAUCUUUUGUUCCAUGGGCCACUGAUAUCACGAUCCAUAUUACAGUGUGUUGUGUUGCUGCACAAAGGUUUGAUCAUGUCUCUUUUAACUCUGGUAAAGUUAGUUAAUUUUCACCAUUCACUAUUUCUGGGUAAUAGCACAUAAGUGUCACAGACUAUUGUUAGACUAAACGAUUUGCAUGUGACAUUAAAAGGAGAACUAACUGAUUCUGAGUUUCCUCUGAAACGUUCAAGACCACUGGUAUAAAAAAAAAUGUGAAAAAAUAUCUUAGCCAUCACCAACUGCGUGGUUUCAGUAACACCUUGAAGGUGGAGCUAUGAAAUGUCAACCACUGCAAACAACUACCGCACACACAGACAAACUAAUAAGCUCACUUUUUUCUGAUGGAAGGAAUAAGAACAUAAUAAUAAGAGUAGCACAUUACAUUACAGGCAUUUAGUGAACUCUAAGUAACUCUAGACGUACAAGAAGUUUUAUCCAAUCUGCAUGUCUUUGAAAUGGAAGGAAACCCAUACAGACAUGAAAAGCAUGCAUGCUCAUGAAAUGCAUGGGCAGAACAUUCAGAAGGCGUUCAAGAAACGGUUGCUGUUGCAUCAGCUGAAAAGUGAUGGCCAAUAUGACUGAUGACUGCAGGAAAGUUAACUUUGAUUUUCCGAAGAUCUACUUACCCACUGUUUUUGUUUUUGUUUUUGUUUUUGGACUUCUUGGUAAUGCUUGGGGCUUGAAAUAUAUUAUUAUCAACUGGAGGAAACUUGGAAGCUGUAAAAUAUUUGCUUUAAACUUAUGUAUUGCUGAUCUUCUGUAUUUGCUUACCUUGCCGUUUCUGGUGACCUAUCAAGUGAAGAGGCAACAAUGGAUCUUUGGACAGCCUUUCUGCAAGGUAACAAGAUUCCUAUUCAAUGUCAAUCUCUAUGGGAGUAUUGGAUUUAUCACAUGCAUCAGUGUGUACAGAUAUCUGGGCAUUGUGCAUACUCUGAAGGUGAAAGGCAGGAUAAAAGUGCGCCACUGUAUAGGAAUAGCUGCACUGGUCUGGAUUGUGGUGUUGCUUCAAUGUCUGCCUGAUAUGUUUUUUCCUAAAACUUGUUUCAAUAAAACCAAAUGCUUUGACACAACUGGAAAAAACACCACUGAGCCUUACUUGAAGUACAGCCUUACACAGACAGUUAUUGGAUUUGUAAUCCCUUUGGUGAUAAUAUUGUGCUGCUAUGGCCACAUUGCCGUGAUUCUAGCCAUGAAGAAAGACAUCGGAGAUACCAGGCUGAAGUUGAAGUGCCUCAGACUGGUGGUGAUCCUGGCUGUGCUCUUUUCCAUAUGCUACAUCCCCAUCAACAUCUUCAGAAAUCUCAACCUAAUGACUCGCAUAUCAAAAGACAAGUAUGGCAUCUGUAAGUCAUGGUACGCCAGCAUAUACAUCGCCAAACAAGCAAGCGACGGGCUAGCAUGUCUGAACAGUGCUAUUAACCCGCUAGUAUAUCUGGUGAAUCUGAAGAGAAUUAUAGAGCAAAAAGACAAGAAGGUCCAAAUUCACCUGAAUUUUGGCCUGUGACAUCAACGAAGUAAUGAACUAAAUAAUUAUACAUGUCUAAAACAAGUGAUCAGUAUAAUCAGGUUCAUGUGUGUGGGUGGGGUGGGGUGGUGGUGGGGGUGAUAUAUUUGCUGUGUUUGUGAUUUUAUUUUUUAUUUCGGUGGAAUUUCUCAAAGUAUUUAGUGCACUGAAUCUUCAGACAAAAGCUCUUGCAUGAGGUUCUGUGGUUUAUUUUUCAAUAUUAAAACUGACUCUAAAAAGGGUAGUGGUAGUCUAAGAUAAAGAUUUUUUUAAAAAAGAUAAAAUUAGGCAGCACAGUGGUGUAGUGGUUAGCACUGUUGCCUCACAGCAAGAAGGUUCUGGCUUCAAGCCCAGUGGCCGACAGGGGCCUUUCUGUGUGGAGUUUGCAUGUUGUCUGUGUGGGUUUCCUCCGGGUGCUCCGGUUUCUCCCGCAGUCCAAAGGCAUGCAGGUUAGGUUAAUUGGUGGCUCUAAAUUGACCGUAGGUGUGAAUGGUUGUUUGUCUCUAUGUGUCAGCCCUGUGAUGAUCUGACAAUUUGUCCAGGGUGUACCCCACCUCUCGCCCGUAGUCAGCUGGGAUAGGCUCCAGCUUGCCCGUGACCCUAUACAGUGUACAGGAUAAGUGGUUAUGGAUAAUAGAUAGAUGGAUGGAUGGAAAAUAAAAAUCUAAGAUAAAAAUAAAUCUAGGAUCUAAUGUAACACAGUUCACAAUAUAAAAUAUUAUAGAGAAUUAUUAUAUUAUAAUAGUUAGGUGCAUGUUAUUAUUAUUAUUAUUAUUAUUAUAACUGAUACACCAAAAAAUAAGUGUGGUUUUUAUCAAUUAUAUAAUGUGUACUUGAAUAUUUCUGCAACUAUUAGCAUUUUUGGCUGUAUAUUUUUGUUGUUGUUGUUGUUGUUGUUGUUUGGAAAACAAAAAGCAAAAUGACCAAAAUGUAAUAUAGUUUCAAAUUUAAAAAUAUAUAAAGUGCUGUGCAAAAGUCUUAGGAACAUGUAAAGAAAUGCUGUCGACCAAAAAUGGCUUAAAAAUAUUGAAAUGAAAUGUUUCAACAUUAAAAAAAAUACUACAAACAGUAAGCAGUAAGCCAUAAUAAAUGAAACAAAGUCAGUAUUUGGUGUGAGAUGACCCUUUGCUUAAAAAAAAAAUAGUAGUCAUCUCAGGUACAAUGAGUGCAGUUUUAUAAGGAAAUGAGCUGUAGGUUUUACUGAGCAUCUUACAGAACCAGUUCUUCUGGACACUUUGACUGACACUUCUGGACACUUCUGGACACUGGCUUCUUAAUUUUGCACCCAAACCCAGUAACCUUCGUUAUGUUUUCUUUUUUAAUCUGAAAAGUGCUCUCUUGUGGAAUGCUGCUCAGAUGCAAACUUUUUUUUGGUGGCAUUUAAUUUUGUGCUGGAAAACAAACAUUUGGACUCUAAAAUGUUUUUGUACUGACUCGAUAAUGUAGACGUCGUAAAAUAGAAAUCUAUAACAAAGUUUGUCUGAAAAAAUAGGGUGUCAAAGACUUUUGCACAGUACUGUGUCUUUUAGUUUUCAAUAUUUGUCCUUACUGUAAUCAAACAAUAAAAAUUCAGCUUACGUCUGUUUCUGAUAACUCAUUGUUAAUC